Molecule: messenger RNA, 1884 nt
Organism: Hyaloscypha bicolor E
Lineage: Eukaryota; Fungi; Ascomycota; Leotiomycetes; Helotiales; Hyaloscyphaceae
Exons: 3
Coding region: 1-1884 (627 amino acids)
Biological process (GO): electron transport chain
Cellular component (GO): mitochondrial inner membrane
Molecular function (GO): iron-sulfur cluster binding; electron-transferring-flavoprotein dehydrogenase activity
Source: RefSeq, a predicted model, not a curated record
AUGGCUUCUUCCAGGUCUGUCACUGCGUCUCUGCAGCGUACUCUGGUGAGGCGGAAUCCCAUCAGAGUCACGACUCAGGUCUCACGAAGGUGCUUCCAAACAAAUUCUAUCUUGACUCGCCCCCGCACAGGCUUGAAAUGCCUUCCCCAAGAACGAGCCUUUUCCGUUUCGGUCCCACGAAGGCUGGCAGAUUCUAAUGAUGGCUUUGAUCCCAAGUCCAUUGACCGAGAGAGCGACGAGGUUGAUGUAUGUAUAAUUGGUGGAGGUCCUGCUGGAUUAAGUGCGGCAAUUCGACUGAAGCAAUUGGCAAAUGAAGCUGGAAAUGAGGACUUCCGGGUUUUGCUGCUGGAGAAGGCUGGGGAGAUUGGAGCACAUAUUCUGUCUGGGGCUGUCAUAGAACCCACCGCAAUCAACGAAUUGAUCCCAGACUGGCUGGCAGAAGACAACGAAAGCCGCUUCGAACAUGCUACACCUGCCACAGGCGACAAAAUGAGAUUCCUUACAAAAUCGAGCGCGAUUCCUAUACCUGCACCUCCACAAAUGAAUAAUCAUGGCAAUUACAUUGUUAGUUUGAACCAAUUCACCAAAUGGCUGGGAGACAGUGCAGAGGAGGUUGGAGUUGAAGUAUACCCUGGUUUUGCUGCUUCGGAAGUGCUAUAUAAGCCUGAUGGAUCUGUCAAAGGUGUCGCCACCAACGAUUUAGGGAUCUCGAGACAAGGAAAGCCAAAAGACAACUUCGAGAGAGGCAUGGAAUUCCACGCCAGGAUUACCCUUUUUGCGGAAGGUUGCCAUGGAAGUCUCACAAAACGAAUUAUAAAGAAAUUUGAUCUACGAAGUGAGAGCCAGCCUCAAACUUAUGGACUCGGGAUAAAGGAAGUCUGGGAGGUACAACCGGAAAAGUUCCAAAAGGGUCAGGUCGUGCACUCUUUGGGCUAUCCCCUACCUGCGGAUACGUAUGGCGGGGGCUGGAUGUAUCAUUUUGGUGAUAAUCUUGUGAGCAUCGGUUUGGUUGUUGGACUCGACUACCCCAACCCUUGGCUGUCUCCAUAUGGCGAAUUUCAAAAGAUGAAACACCACCCACUCUACAAAUCUGUUCUUGAAGGUGGCAAAUGCAUCUCUUACGGCGCACGAGCUCUCAACGAAGGUGGAUUCCAAUCGAUACCGAAGGUCGCCUUCCCAGGUGGUGCUUUGAUAGGUGAUACUGCUGGAUUCCUGAAUGUACCCAAAAUCAAGGGCACUCAUACUGCUAUGAAAUCAGGGAUGCUCGCAGCAGAAGCAACCUGGACAGCUCUCGGCAAUACGGAUAGUGGAACAAUAUUCCUCUACGACUACGAAGAUGCGCUUCGAAAGUCAAGUAUCUGGAAAGAGUUGAAGGCAGUUCGCAACAUGCGGCCAUCCUUCCACAGCCCACUCAAGCUCUACGGCGGUAUCAUGUAUUCCGGACUCGAAGCAUACAUUUUGAGGGGCAAAGUCCCUUGGACGCUCAAGCACAAGGGCACAGAUUAUGCUGCUACAAAGCCAGCAGACCAAUGUACGAAAAUCGAAUACGAGAAGCCGGAUGGCAAGAUCAGCUUUGAUAUCUUGACGAGUGUGAGUCGAACAGGAACCAAUCACGAGGAAGAUCAACCUGUGCAUUUGCAAGUCAAAGACUGGGAGAAGCAUGCCCAAAUGGAGUGGCCUAAGUACAAAGGCAUUGAGAAUCGAUUCUGCCCUGCGGGCGUGUAUGAGUAUGUGGAGGAUGAGGCGAAGGAUAUUGGGGUGCGGUUCCAAAUUAAUGCUCAGAAUUGCAUCCAUUGCAAGACCUGUGAUAUCAAGGUCCCCGAUCAGGACAUAAACUGGCAAACGCCACAAGGGGGAGAGGGUCCAAAAUAUUUCAUGACAUAA